Puntigrus tetrazona (Sumatra barb) is the source of this 3346-nucleotide messenger RNA. It is a transcript of the gene trim24, whose product is annotated as tripartite motif containing 24. NCBI's taxonomy places the organism in Eukaryota, Metazoa, Chordata, Actinopteri, Cypriniformes, Cyprinidae. The record is from RefSeq and is a predicted model, not a curated record. Gene Ontology annotation, molecular function: protein binding; zinc ion binding. The transcript is spliced from 18 exons. Bases 262 to 3144 code for a protein of 960 amino acids.
CGUUUGUCCCAACUCGGCCGCCGUCGCACCGCGUCACAACGGAGGCCGCGCGACGUCACGUUCCCGGCCCCCGUCGUCACACGCUUCUGGCAACAACAAACACGGCGGUCCGUUUCGCUUUUGAACUUCAUCGGCGGUCGACUCUCCGCGCCUCGCUUGCCGCGACGCCUCACUCGGACGUCCGCCGGGCCCCGCGGCACGGCAAGCGAAUCGACGUCCCCGCCGCGAUGCCUCCGCUGACGCUCUCCUCGCGCUAAAGUGAUGGAGGGGGGCGAGAAGAUGGAGUCCGACGAUGUGGUGAUCGUCGUGGAGAACGAGGCGGAAAGCAAGCGCGCCGACGAGGCCCGGGGCGGCGCGAGGAUGAUGGCGGCGGCUCUGAUGGACGUGUGCCCCGUGUGCAAGCUCAGCUUCAGCAGCAGAGAGCCCAAGCUGCUGCCCUGCCUGCACUCCUUCUGCAAGCGGUGCUUACCCGCUCACAACGCGCCCGCCGGCGCCGCCAGCAACGCGCAGCAGCAGCAGCAGCUGAACAUGAUCCGCUGUCCAGUCUGUCAGCAGGAGUGCAUGGACGUCGAGGUCUUGGAUAAUUUCUUCGUCAAGGAUUCCGUGGAAGUGCCGAGCAGCACGAUGGAGAAAAGCUGUCAGCUCUGCAUGAGUUGCGACGAUAACACCGAGGCCAGCGGCUUCUGCGUGGAGUGCGCAGAGUUCCUGUGCGUCACCUGCAUCGACGCCCACCAGCGCGUGAAGUUCACCCGAGAUCACGCAGUCCGGCAGAUAACCGAAAUGUCCUCAGAGGCGAUGGGCGCUUCCACGCAGAAGCCCGUCUUCUGCGACGUCCACAGGCAGGAGCCGCUGAAGCUGUUUUGCGAAACCUGCGAUCGCCUCACCUGCCGAGACUGUCAGCUGCUCAAGCACAAGGACCACAAUUACCAGUUUCUAGAAGACGCCUACAAAAACCACAAGGAGCAUCUGGAAAACAUGACCUGCCAACUUCAAGAAAAGAAGAAAGUUAUAGAGGACAUAUCUAAUACCAUAAGCAAUGGUCUUCAACAGGUGGAUGAAAACCGCAAGACUGUAGCUAAUGAAAUCAAAAAAUCCAUCUGCAAUCUCAUAAUGGAGAUCAACAGGAAGGGGAAGUUAUUGGUCAAUCAACUCGAGGCGAUCACAAAGGACCACGAAACGUUCCUGAAAAAGCAACAGCAGGAUGUGACAUCACUCUCCACGCAUCUUGAUCACGUGAUCAACUUCACAAAAUGGGCCACAGCCAGUAAUAGCGGAACAGCCCUCCUGUACUGCAAGCGCUUGAUAACUUGUCAAAUUCAGUACCUCAUGCGAGCAAAGUGCAACAUCUCAUACGUUCCCCUGAGUUUGGUCCGGUUCCAAAGUCGAUCUGCUUUUUGGGCCUCCAAUGUGGAUCUUGGUUCUUUAGUCGUAGAGAAAACUCCAGUGCGUCAUCCCAGCGGACCGCAGCCAUUCCCUUUCCAGCAAAUGAACCCAGGCUCUAGACCUGACGGUCUACAGACCGGAUUCCCGAGCUCACAGUCCCAGCAGCAGCAGCAGCAGCGGCAAAGCACACUGGCCCAGCUGCAGAUGCAGGUGGAGAAACUCUCUCAGCACUCCAGCCGCCACCAAGCGCCCAACCAGUGGUCGUGGUACCACGGCAUGCGCUUACCGGGGCCGACUCCACACAGACCCAUGCAGGGUGGAUCACCGUCUCAGGCGUUACCCAACAUGCCUCAGCAUGGGCGUCGGUAUGGUGCGCGGAGCCCGCCGCCUAUGCUUCAGCCCACUAACUUACCUCCACAGGUGAAGACUUUGAGGGGUCUUAUCAGCAAUCCCACCUACCCUCCUAAACCGAUGGAGGUAGUCCCGAGAACCCGCUAUCCGCACGGUGCUGCUUUCUCUGGUGGAGCUUCACUUCCCACUCCACAGACGCUCAGUCAGAACAUGCAGGCGACGUCGUAUCUGAACAGGAGGUUUGAACCCAGCAUGCAGAUGUCUUCUCAAAGGCCCAGCUAUCAACCCAGUCACCUCUCCAUACCUACAGAGCGAACCGUACAAGGAAGACAAAUGUCCGUCACAUCAUCAGAACCAAAGACCAGUCCUGGCACUUGGAAGCGUGUAGAAGCCCCCCAGAGUGGCCCAUCAAACCCCUCCACCAAGAGGAGACGCAGGUCGUCUCCAGGACCGGUCAUUGUCAUCAAAGAUGAACCAGAGGACGAUGACGAAGUUCAUUUUGUCAACACUAGUGCUAAAGCUAGUCUUCCAGACAGCACAGGCGUUCAGUCUCAAACGCCACAAGGUGAGCAGCAGUCCGAGAAGACCCCAGAGGCAGACGAAGACCCCAAUGAAGACUGGUGUGCGGUGUGCCAGAACGGAGGAGAACUGCUCUGCUGUGACAAAUGUCCCAAAGUCUUCCAUCUUAGCUGCCAUAUCCCCACACUGACCGCCUCUCCAAGUGGUGAGUGGUAUUGUACGUUCUGCCGUGACCUUACCUCACCUGAAAUGGAGUAUAACAUCGGCGUUAGCGGAGAAUCGAACAACGUGAAGCAGGAUCCGGAUUCUGACGCUUUCACUCCUGUGGAUAAAAGAAAAUGUGAGCGACUGCUGCUUCGUCUUUACUGCAAUGAGCUCAGCACGGAUUUUCAGGAGCCUGUAACGCCAUCGUCGAUGCCAGAGUACAGUGAGAUAAUAAAGAUGCCAAUGGACCUGUCUGUGAUCAGAAGUAAACUGGAGGACAGCAGAUACAAGAGCACUGAGGACUUUGUUGAGGACGUCAGACUAAUUUUCAAAAACUGUGCAACCUUCCACAAGGAAGACACUGAGAUGGCCAAUGUGGGUGCUAACCUGGAGAGUUACUUUGAGGAACAGCUGAAACUUUUGUAUUUGGAACGGACAUUUGCAGGCGUGAAGAUGGAGAGCGUUGCCUCUUUGUGUCCUGAUGAUACAAGCCCCUUAUCAAAGACUCCUCCACAAGACACUUCCCCUGCUGAGGAAACCGUAAAACCCUCCGGUGAAGAUCCCUCUCCGGCGGAACCACACGCUAAAGAAAUUGAGAAGAAACCGGAGAACCUGGGCUCUCCUGCAGGACCCAGUCCAGCAGAUGCUGAAACGGACAGUAAACCAACUAAAGAUCCAACUUCCUGAACGAAUCUUCCUUGUUCAUCCUCUAAAGACUGGAUGGUGACAUGCACUUUCCUAGAGUGUGAAACCUCUGGUUCAAUUGCAAUAAUUAUAAUGUACGUUUUAAUUGUUUUAAGCAUUUGGGAAAUAGACAGUUUGUCCACUAAAGAUGUAAUAUAACAAUGCAAUGUGGAAUAUAGGCAUAAUAAAUACCUAUAUAAUUAUA